This is a messenger RNA of Olea europaea var. sylvestris, 543 nucleotides long. Its product is annotated as transcription factor MYB105-like. The transcript is spliced from 2 exons. Gene Ontology annotation, biological process: regulation of DNA-templated transcription. The record is from RefSeq and is a predicted model, not a curated record. Bases 1 to 543 code for a protein of 180 amino acids. Gene Ontology annotation, molecular function: RNA polymerase II cis-regulatory region sequence-specific DNA binding; DNA-binding transcription factor activity, RNA polymerase II-specific. NCBI's taxonomy places the organism in Eukaryota, Viridiplantae, Streptophyta, Magnoliopsida, Lamiales, Oleaceae. Gene Ontology annotation, cellular component: nucleus.
AUGCAUCCUGAACAUGGUCUGCACGCUGUGCUAAAAAAUUGUGUUAAAAUGCUUGAAAAUCAGGCUCCGUCUCUGUCGUGGCUCGGAUGCGUCCUGAACAUGGCCUGCACACCAUGUCCUAGAAACUGCCUAGAAAUGCUUAAAAAUGAGGUUACAUUCCUGUCACGUCCAGGAUGUGUCCUGAACAUGGCUUGCACAGAUAAUUACACCACCAGAGAGCCAUGCUUCAUGGAAGGACUUCAACAUGAAAAACAAACUUUGGGUGAAAAUCUUUCAGUAAAUGUGAUACCUGCAUCAGUUAAUCCUGAUCGAAAGGAGAAGAGAGAGAAUAGUUUUUCUUCCGGAUAUCAAAUAAAAGGCCAGUGGACAGGCGAAGAAGACAGGAGACUGAUUAGCUUAGUACAUCAAUUUGGAUUGAGAAAAUGGGUUGUAAUAGCUGAAGAAAUGGUUGGUAGAGUGGGAAAACAGUGUCGCGAGCGAUGGAAUAAUCAUCUGGAUUCUCGUAUCAAGAAGGACGUUUUGACUGACAAUGAAGAGAGAUAG